Messenger RNA from Meira miltonrushii, 911 nucleotides. RefSeq names its product Homocysteine S-methyltransferase. The transcript is spliced from 3 exons. The record is from RefSeq and is a predicted model, not a curated record. The coding region runs from base 213 to 911 and encodes 232 amino acids. Gene Ontology annotation, molecular function: S-adenosylmethionine-homocysteine S-methyltransferase activity. NCBI's taxonomy places the organism in Eukaryota, Fungi, Basidiomycota, Exobasidiomycetes, Exobasidiales, Brachybasidiaceae. Gene Ontology annotation, biological process: S-methylmethionine cycle.
CACGCACACAAGAUUGCCGAGCGGUGACCGGUAAUGUCUGGAAAAGAUUAUUCCACGGAGAGCCAAGCAGGAAGAAAAUUCAAUGCGGACAAUUGCCGGUGUUGUUGUUGUUGUUCUUCUUCUUCGGUGAUCCUGUUGAUUGCAAUAAUGGCUUCAUCGUCACGCGACACACUUUCACAAAUCGAAUCAAUAAGAACAGUAGGCUUUGCAGUAUGUUCAUCUAUCAUUCGAACGCAUUUCGACUUUCUCAAGCAGGUGCUCAGAUCAUUUCCACAAGCACGUACCAAGCUUCUCCUCUAUCCUUCGCCAGAGCUGGAAUAGACAAAGGCACAGCUCGUGCAUUACUACUUCGAUCUGUAGAUCUGACAGGACAAGCAAGAAAGAUUUAUUUGGAGAAACAUCCCGACGCGAUCGAAAAGCCUUUGAUCUCUCUCAGUCUUGGACCUUAUGGAGCUGCACAGUCUGAUGGCUCAGAGUAUACAGGUAUAUACUACGAUCCUGGUAAUUCAAAGGAUGACCCAUUCAAGCCGGCAGCUUUAGAGGACAUGAUCAAGUUUCAUUAUGAUAGAUUAGAAAUCAUCGCUGCGGAACCAUCAAUCUGGUCUCAAGUUGAUCUGCUAGCUUUCGAGACUAUUCCACGCUUGGACGAAGCAGAAGCGAUAAAACAAGCAUUGGACCGGCUAUAUAGCAACGAUAUACAAUGUCAACAGAAACCCGCAUAUAUCAGCUUCGUCUUUCCAGACGGAAAAAGAUUACCAUAUCCCAAGCAAGAAGGCGACGAAGGAGAGCAGAAGCACUUUGAUGAAAUCGCAAGAUGUGUCGACACUUUCGAGGGCAUUGGAGUGAAUUGCACAAAGCCCUACUUUUUGCCCGAAGUAGUGAAGAAGUUGACAAGAGCAGUGGAAAAAUAA